AUUUAUACGGUGGCAGCAUUCCUUAUUUUUCUGGCAUUCGCUUUCUGCCGUCCCGCUCAUCUUUUCUUCCUCUCCGUUCCUCCAUUUGCUGCUCGUCUGCCUCGGAAUGCGCAAUGGCAAAUCUUCCCAGCUGCAGCGGCAGGGCCCGGGCGUCGUCCUCCCGCUGCUGCUGCUGCUUCUCCUCGCCGGCGUCGCCAACGGCCAGCAGAACAAGCUGCCCCCGCUGCCCCCGGCGCCGCCAGCACCGCCGGAGCUGCGGGCCGCGGAGGCGCGGCUCACUGCCCUGACCAAUAACGUCACCUACACCAUCUCCGACCGCUUCAGCUUCUGCGUCGCUGACCCGGUGGAGGAUUGGAACAAGGCGUUCAACUACACAUCCAACCUCGGCUUCGUGGAUCGGUGCCUCUUGGAGACCGGAGGUGAUCUUCCACAGCGUCUAUGCACACCGGAGGAAGUGAAAUUCUACUUCUCAAGCCUGUAUGACAAAGACGGCGAGAAGAACCUGUUCCUGAAGACAAACAUAAACUGCAACCGAUCAUCUUGGGUGCAGGGGUGUGACCCAGGAUGGGCUUGCGCCAUUGAUCCAAACCCUGUCCCCAGCAAGAGUGACAACACCAAGAUUCCGCUGAGAACUCGCAACUGCCAGGCGUGUUGCGAGGGCUUCUUCUGCCCACGCGGUCUUACGUGCAUGCUUCCUUGUCCGCUAGGUUCAUACUGUCCGCGUGCCAGAGCGAACAGCACCACUGGUCUUUGCGAUCCAUACAAGUAUCAGAUAACUCCAAACUCGACAUUUGGUUGCGGUGGUGCUGACAUGUGGGCGGAUAUCAGGAGCACUGAAGAUGUCUUCUGUCCAGCUGGUUCCUACUGUCCAGCCACAACUGAAAAAAAUAAUUGUAGCAGUGGGCACUUUUGCAGACUGGGUUCCACCAGCCAAGAGAAAUGCAUAAUAAAGGGCUCCUGUCACGCGAACCAAGAUCAUGAAAACAGAUACGUUCUGGGUGCUUGCUUAGUGGGUGCAUUAUGCGUGUCGCUUCUGAUCAUAUACAACUGCUCAGGUCAGUUCCUCUCUAUCCGUGAACGGAGGAAGGCAAGAUCAAGGGAGAACGCCAUUCAGCUAGCUCGGCAGCAGCUGAAGGCGCACGAGGGCUGGAAGGCAGCAAAACAGUUUGCAAGGAGGCAUGUGAAUGGCAUGCAGGGUCAUCUUUCACGCACAUUUUCACGGAGGAGGUCCUUUCGUCAGCAGCCAGACCCAGAAAAUUCUAGCCAUAGAGUGCAGGAAGCACCACUGAUGGGUCAGGUUAAGGCUCAGGAACUGUCUGACUCUGCUGUGUUUGCAGCGGAGAGCACAAAUGAGAUAACUGAAGUAAUGCCUUCGGUUGUUGUCGAUGUAAGUGAUGGAGAAAUUGUUGCCACAAAAGAAAAGCCUGCGCCAAAAGGCAAGCACAGAUCAACCCGGACACAGGUAUUCAAGUAUGCAUAUGGCGAGAUCGAGAAGGAGAAGUUCCGGCAGCAGGAGAACAAGGACCUAACCUUCUCUGGGGUAAUCGCCAUGGUGAAGGAUCAGCAGAAGGAGAUAACCAGGCCUCUGCUCAAGGUUGAGUUCAGGGACCUGACUUUGACACUUGGAAAGAAGAAGCUGCUGAGGUCUAUCACAGGCGAACUCCGGCCUGGUCAUGUCACUGCCGUCAUGGGCCCCUCAGGGGCCGGCAAGACCACAUUCCUCAAUGCCGUCACCGGGAAGGUGAGUGGCUACAAGAUGACGGGUUCGGUCCUUGUUAAUGGGAAGCAGGGUAAUAUCCGUUCUUACAAGAAAAUUAUUGGUUUUGUGCCACAAGAUGACAUUGUUCAUGGGAACUUAACAGUGGAGGAGAACCUUUGGUUCAGUGCAAAGUGCAGGCUCUCCGCGAAAAUGAAGCACCGUGACAAAGUUCUCAUAGUGGAGAGGGUAAUAGAUUCUUUGGACCUUCAGGGAAUCAGAAAUUCAUUGGUUGGGACGGUUGAGAAGCGUGGGAUUUCUGGUGGGCAGAGGAAGCGUGUUAAUGUUGGUAUUGAGAUGGUCAUGGAGCCAUCCCUUCUAAUCCUGGAUGAACCAACUUCUGGCCUGGACAGCUCCUCAUCACAACUGCUCCUCAGAGCUCUUCGGCAUGAGGCACUCGAAGGUGUCAAUGUUUGUGCUGUUGUUCAUCAACCGAGCUAUACGUUGUACAACAUGUUCGAUGAUUUGAUACUCCUGGCAAAAGGAGGGCUAAUAGUUUACAAUGGUCCAGUCAAGACCAUUGAGGAGUACUUCACAACUCUCGGAAUCCACGUUCCUGACCGUGUAAACCCACCAGACCACUACAUUGACAUUCUGGAAGGCAUUGUGAAACCUGAAUCAGGCAUCAAUGCGAAGCAUCUACCAGUACACUGGAUGCUUUACAAUGGCUAUGAAGUACCAAGUGACAUGCAAGAUGAUCUCAAGGCAAUUGGUGAACAAAACCCACAAAUCAGGUCCAGCCCUUCAAUGUCUGGUUCAACCCCUCACUGCCUCCCCCUCAGAAACACUUUCGCAGAAGAGCGUAACCGUCUCGAACACCAUUUGUCAAAACCAAAGGAUUUGUCUAGCAGAAGAACACCAGGGAUCAUUAGUCAGUACAAAUAUUACUUGGGAAGGGUCACAAAACAGCGGCUGCGUGAAGCUAGGCUACUCGCGGUUGAUUUCCUGAUACUAGGCCUGGCUGGUGUCUGCAUUGGGACCAUAGCGAAGCUCAGUGACAAAUCAUUCGGGAUGCCUGGCUACAUAUACACUAUAAUUGCAGUUUCUCUUUUGGGCAAGAUUGCAGCAUUGAGAUCGUUUUCUCUCGAACGACUGCAGUACUUUCGGGAAAGAGAAUCUGGGAUGAGCUCACUGGCGUACUUUCUUGCCAGGGAUACAAUCGAUCAUUUCAGCACUGUUGUGAAGCCGAUCAUUUACCUCUCCAUGUUCUACUACUUCAACAACCCCAGAUCAUCAAUUGCUAAUAACUACGUUGUACUACUCGCACUUGUGUACUGUGUGACGGGGAUAGGAUACACAUUUGCCAUCUGCUUCAGUCCUGGUUCGGCACAGCUGUGUUCUGCACUUACACCGGUUGUUCUGACCUUGUUAUCCACUCAAAAUAGUACUCCAACGUUCCUGAAGAGACUGUGCUACUCCAAAUGGGCAUUGGAGGGCUUCAUAAUUGGAAAUGCCAAGAUGUAUCCUGGAGUUUGGCUAAUUACUCGCUGCGCCCUGUUGUUCACCAGUGGUUUCAAUAUUCACAACUACAAGUUCUGUAUUUUGAUUCUGUUUCUGUAUGGUCUAUUCUUCAGGAUGAUUGCAUUCGCGGCCAUGAUACUACUGAAGAAGAGAUGAACAUAGUCCAAUUAUACUAUUUUUUUUCAUAUUUAAUUUCUUCAUUCAUUUGUACAUUUGUAAAUUAGUUCUGAUGAAACAUUUAGAAUACUGACUGGCAUACAGAUCAGAAAUUUUUGGCAUCA
Molecule: messenger RNA, 3498 nt
Organism: Phragmites australis (common reed)
Lineage: Eukaryota; Viridiplantae; Streptophyta; Magnoliopsida; Poales; Poaceae
Product: ABC transporter G family member 25-like
Exons: 13
Coding region: 107-3373 (1088 amino acids)
Molecular function (GO): ATP binding; ABC-type transporter activity; ATP hydrolysis activity
Source: RefSeq, a predicted model, not a curated record